CCUUCUUCUCUGUAAUUCUUCGGUGAAACCUUUGAAAUCAAGCUGCGGUACUCGAUUCCUGCUUCUCUCCCGAAUCAUAAUGGCAUCAGCGGUCGUAUCAUCAUCAUCAUCUUCUUCUUCUUCUUCUUCAACUGGAGUUUCAGAGAGAAGAGGAAUACCAGCGGCUUCUUUCGUUCAAGAUGUACAAGCCUACCUUACUCAAUCAGGCCUUGAUGUUAACUCUUCUCUUUCAUUCCUCCAAGAAAGGCUUCAGCAGUAUAGAUUGGCUGAGAUGAAACUUCUUGCGCAGCAGAAGGAUCUUCAGGCAAAGAUUCCUGACAUAGAAAAAUGCUUGGAUAUAGUUGCUGCCAUGAAAGCUAAAAAGGACACUGGUGAGGCUUUGUUAGCAGAUUUUGAAGUCUCAGAAGGCAUCUAUUCUAGAGCGCGUAUUGAAGAGAUGGAUUCUGUUUGUUUAUGGCUUGGCGCAAAUGUCAUGCUAGAGUAUUCGUGUGAAGAGGCAGCUAAUCUUCUCCAGAAGAAUCUUGAAAAUGCGAAAGCCAGUUUAGAAGUUCUUAUUGAAGAUCUACAGUUCUUAAGGGAUCAAGUAACAAUAACACAGGUCACAAUUGCUCGUGUCUACAACUGGGAUAUUCAUCAACGUAGGUUUCAACAGGCUACUACUUCGAAAGAAGACUUGUGAGAAAGACGGUAAACUCUUAUACUUGUUAUGUUUAUUUGAAGAUAUUUUAGUUGUUUAUUUAUGUAAUUUCAAUUCUCAUUUUGUUGGCUGAUUCUUAAUUAUGAUUGGAUCUUUCUUUGAUUACUUUGAAACCCUAAAGAUUGGAAUGAUGUUGUAAUUUUACAAUUUGAGGUAGUUUCAAUUUGGACAAUAAUAAGUCUUAAAUUAUUUGA
Molecule: messenger RNA, 891 nt
Organism: Impatiens glandulifera
Lineage: Eukaryota; Viridiplantae; Streptophyta; Magnoliopsida; Ericales; Balsaminaceae
Product: probable prefoldin subunit 3
Exons: 6
Coding region: 80-679 (199 amino acids)
Biological process (GO): tubulin complex assembly; microtubule-based process; protein folding
Cellular component (GO): prefoldin complex; cytoplasm
Molecular function (GO): tubulin binding
Source: RefSeq, a predicted model, not a curated record